AUGGUUCCUUCAGAUGAAGCCAGGUACAACAAACCCCCAAGCCCAGCUGAAGUACAAGCGGCGGAGCAGAUACGGAAGCACGCGGGUCUAAAACCGAUGAACCCACAGCCCGGCGACAAGCGGCCAAAGCCGGCCAGCAAUCCAUCGAACAGCAAUCAGCCUUCAGCAAAGGACCCAAAAUCCGGGAGUUCCAAAAACUCAAAGAAGCUCGUCUUGAACGUACGUGGUGAGCUCUUUGUCCGGGACGAUGCGUUGAACGUCAUCCGACCUCUAACGGAUGAAGAGAGAAGAUACGAUCUCCAGAUCUUCCCGUGCCGCGAUCGAAAAUGCACCGAAGAGGCUCGCGAAAUCGAAAACAAUGACGAGGGCGGUGUUGUCAUUCCUGGAGUUGGUCCACCUUCCCUUCCUUCUGUCAAUGCGGCCGUUCCAACGCUUGUGACCCGCAUCAAGGCCGAGGAGCCGGAUCUCAAGAGACGUUUCCCAUCGGAUGGUGCUUUACCCGUGGCAACUAUUACUCCUGCGUAA
This is a messenger RNA of Lecanosticta acicola, 525 nucleotides long. NCBI's taxonomy places the organism in Eukaryota, Fungi, Ascomycota, Dothideomycetes, Mycosphaerellales, Mycosphaerellaceae. The record is from the annotation of a GenBank genome assembly.